AUGAGUCGUUCAACUAGGAGUUGCAAAUUCAGAUCGCCUAAACUUAUCCCAGAAGGUAUUUUCUUUUAUACCAAUAAUGAUAGAUUUUUGACACUUUGAACCGAUUUUAAAGCUGAUUUUCAGAAUGUAUCGCCACAGAGGAGAAAAACGGUCGACUGGGCGGAAAAUAUUGUAAUUUUUCUGUUUUUUGUUGCUAAUAAUUGAAUUUUCUUGUUUUUAAGUUUUAUACAUUUUUUUUUGUAAAUUGUUUAUUUUCAGCACUCGAAGAAGAUGCGGGAAAAAAAGUGAUAAGUAAGUUUGUUUUUUAAACCCAAAAAAUUGUUGUUUUUCUUGUUUUCGUUUACAAACGCUUUUUAAGUUAUUGUGAAAAAAACCUUGAAUAAAAAUAAGGAAUAUUCUUUAUUCUGACUCUAUUUUGAAGCUUUUAUGGAAUUAUAAAAAUACACCUUCAAAACCAACAUAUAUGGUCGUAAGAACAAAUUUUUGACCUUCUCUUUUAAUUUUCGAAUCGAUAAUGCUACUGCUCUAUUGUAUUAGAAUUUUUUUAAGUUUUAUUUUUUUCAAUUAAAAUGUGCUUUAAUGAGAUUUUUGACCGCACACGAAAAACUCAGCUAAAAUAGGCAGUGAUUAUCUAUUUUUCCGGUUUUUUAGGUUCGAGUGGUUUUUGCUGGUGAUCAUUAAAAAAACAGGUCAUUUUAAUCAUUAAGUAGAGUUUUAACCGUAUUUGGAAUGGCUCACAAAGUUUCCAAAUUCAAAAAAAAAAUCGGUUGACGUUCCCAAUUUUUUUGAACUGAGCUUUUCACUAGACUUACUAUUCGAAUGAUUGAUUAGUUGAUAUAAAAUGAGUUUAUGUCAUUUUCGUGAAAUGUAUUUAGAUUUAAGAAAACGUGAGGGAUUUUUACCUUUUGGAAUUAAACACGUUUUAAUGGAUAAUUUCAUUAAAAAAAUUUUUUUCGAUAUGUGAACUCACUUUUUUUAAACCGGGUUCUCAUUGAAAAUUCACAGAAAAAAAUCUGAAAAACUUUUUUUUUCAGGUUUUUUUCCCAAAAAAUAAUAUUUUUUUCUGUUUCAAAAUUCUUUCUCGAGAUUUCAGAGGCGCAGAAGUCUUGCCUAGCUUGGGGCAUUAUUGAAAAAAGCUUUUAUUUUCAAUGUUUCAACUUUUUUGCUUCAAAUUUACAUUUUUCAACAGUUUUUGACGUCGUAGUGCUUAUAAAAUUCCACAGGGUUUCUGUAAGAACUUCGGUCUCGAUUAAAAAAAAAAUUAACAGCUCAUCCUUUCAGAGGGCUUAUUCCACUGCUCGGGGUGCGGGAAGACUUUUUUUUCGAGGUCUGGCCGGGCGAGACAUGUGAAGAAGAACCACGGGGCAGCCUUGAGUCCCAAACGGACUACAGUCCCAAGCAAGAAAGAAAACAAAAGGAACUUGGGCCAGAAAGACGGGCCAACGUGCACGGACUGCGGAGAGACCCUCCGCUCCCAGGUGCAGCUCGUCGAGCACAUUAACCAAGAUCACGACGGCUCAUUUCGGAUCAUCGAACGGAAUUUCGAGACCUCUGAGGCGGCUGAGGUGAUUAAUAUCAACCUUUUUAGGAAGUUUUGAGUUUUUAAGGCUUAUUUAUCCUUAUGAAGAUUUUUAGAGGUUUAUAAGAGGGUUAGGAAAAGUCGUAAACUUGUUUUAAGCUCAGGAAAACUUUGAAUUUUCGUUCUGACUACUGAGAAGGUUUUUAGGAAUUUUUCAGGUGCUAGGAUCUAUGGGAAAAUUAUUUUGGAAUCUUCCUAGAUUUUUCGAAGGUUUGAAUAGAUGUAAAUUUGACCUUUUCUCAGGACUUUUCGAGAAAAUAAAAUAUUAUUUAUCGUUUUUUAAGCGUUUUAGGUAAUAAUUUCGUUAAGGGAUUCCGGGGAAGCUUUUAGGGGCUCAGAGAAUUUUUCCUAGACAUUAUUCAGUAUUAGACUAGGUUGGGAAUAUCCUAUAAAUAUUUCAAAUUGAAAAAAAAUUGUUUUUCAAGUUUUUCCAAUUGAGAAAAAAACGUUUUGAAGAUUUUUUUAGAUUACUGUUAAGAUUUUUUUAAGAUUUUUUUGAGAACCUUUUUAAGAUUUUUUUAUUACAUUUUUUUAAAGUUUUUAAAGGUCAGCAUAGAUAUUUUGAAACUUUGAGACUUUUGAGAUAUUUUCAGCCAUUUUUCGAUUUAUUUGAAUUUUUAUAGUGUCUCUAAAGGUUUCCAUGAAACUUUUGUAGUUUUUUAAGACUUUGUGACUUUUUGCCUGGAUAUUUUGCAAAGAUUUUUAGUCUUGGGCACAUAGUAAAGUUAUACAGUAAUAAUCAGUCUCUUUAAAAAUGAAAAUAAUAAUUUUAAUCCAUUCACAUAGAAAAAUUUUCCUUGAGAAAUCGGAAGAUAAUACAUUUUUUUUUCUCAGGCUUGGCUCGCCGAAAUGUGUGAAGCAACUGGAUCCCGAUUUUUCAAAACUCACGUCUCUUCUGAGGGAUCUUUCCGUGUUGUGUAUAAUAAGUACAAUUCCCAAGAAAUGAAGAAAAAAACGAUUUUUUAGAUGUAUUCGCGUCGAAAGAUACAUGAGCAGAAAGAAGCGCAACAGACGGAAAUCGUCGAUGAACUCCUUUGAUAGCUGUACGGCUUUCUCUAUGGUGAUUUUCGGUUUUUUUUAAAGGUUUCUUAAGCACUAGACGGUCCCUUUUCAAAAGAAAAGCUGAAAAAAGCUACCGUAACAGCUUUCCGCAAAAAAACAUAGGUCUAGAAGCGAAAUUGGUAAAAGUUGGCUUGCGGUAACUUUGGCAGAGAAAAAACGUGACAAGCAGGCGCGGAAUGAGCCAUAUACACAAGAAAAGUCCAAAAAGGUUUGAAAAAGAACUUUCGAAAAAAAGGCCUCAAAAACGGCUUUUUUGUGGACCUUAUUCUGAAAAGGACCUUUUAAGGAAGACUGGAAAAAUAAGGCGGAAAAAUGGUGGAAUAAAGGAGAUUCCGAAAAACUUUUGACACCUUUUUAGGAACUCAAAAAGUAUCUUCAGGUUCAUCUUUUCAAGGUCUUUUGGACUCAGUUAUAAAGGCGCGGCUGUUUUUGAUCUUACGACUUUUAGGAUCUGGAUUUGAUAUUUUCAGCUUACAUUUUCAAAAAAUAAGAUUUUUCGAACAAAAGGACAUUUCUUUCAGACACUUUUAAGGAUUGAAUAGUUUUCUGCAUUGUUGAUUUUUUUUUUCCGAAACUUUCCGUAGAACUCCAUUGACAGGCCUAUGCAUUGAGAAACACAAUUAGACUUGGGAAAAAAAUUUUUGCCGCCUUCCUCUGUUUUUAAAGAUUAUUUUCGAUUUUCAAAGAUUCACGUCAAGUUUUCAUUAUUGAAAAAUGAUUUUCCCUCGUAGAGCUGAAUGUUCCUGGGUUUACGACAAAAAAAAGUCAAAUUGGGUCAUUCAUUAUUAUUUUGUCGGUUCAUUUCACUUGGAAUUUGAAGUUCUUUAACUGUUUUUUUUAAAGAUACAAAUUUUCAGAUCAAGACCUACAAACCGGGAUUUGUACACGUCAGAGCUUGUUUCGAUCAUUCCUCUCAUGAACCUGACAAAAUCGAACAAGUCGACAAAGUGGGACACGAAAUCGGAAUUCCUCCUUUGGAUGGAGUUACUCAAGAUGUCCUCGGUUUGAAGCUGGAAAAUGAAGAGAAUCGAGAGAAACCGAUCAAACAAGAGAUCGAAGACUACGAAGAGGAAGUAGAGAUGGAGAGAUAUCGAGAAGAAUGGGUCAAGGAAGAGACGGAAGACUACGAAGAAAGACAGGAGGAAUAUCAAGAAAAACUAAUCAAAGACGAAGUGAUGGAAGAAAACGAAAUGGAAGAAUUGACCAAAAUCGAGGAGCCGGAAACGAUGGAGUGAGCGGUUUUUUGAUAAAUUGGAAUAAAAAUCGAAGUAAAAAUAGUUUCAUAAAAUCAAUUUCAGUAUUUCUUUAGUGUUUCGAAACCCGAAAACGUUUGAAAAAUCAGGAAAAGUUCAAAAAAAAGGAGAAUUUUUUUCAGACUUUUUCUUUUUUAAUAUUCACCGUCGAGUUUUUGAGUCUUUUUCAUGUCCAUUUUUGAAUUUUUUUGAGGACAUCCUUGUUAUUCUGAAAGUGUUUUCAAUCGCAAAAAACGUUCGAAAAAGAGAAAAAUGCUUUAAAAAAAAGAAAAAGGUUUUCUUUUAAAUCAGGUUUUGCUUAAUAAUUUUUCAUGGAAAGGUUUCUUUCACCGUGGGUUUUGGACUAUUAUUCGAAGAGACACGAAUUUUUUUCUUUUUCCAAUUUUUUUCCGAGCUAAUUGAAGUAGCGCCUUAUGAUUCAGAUUAUUGUUUUCCUCUCUGAUUUUUUUUAGAUUCUUGCUUUCAAUUUUUGAGUAUUUUUCGUUCGAAUUCUGUCACAAAAUGGCCAGAUUAAUUCAUUAAAAAAAUUUUGUUUCAUUUAUUGAUUAAAACUUCAACGGUCAUAAAAGCUGGAAAAAAUUUGUUUUUGAAGAUUGCCGGAAGAACCAAGCGGAAGUAUGCGAGCCGAACGGAGGAUCGUCGAUUCCGAGUGAGGAAAAUGAAAAAUGUUUUUGGAAAAAUGCUCAUUUUCCAGUCACGAUUAUUGUUCAUUCCAAGGUUCUUCGAAGCCAAUGCCGAUUAUCGAUCCACUCUGGCAGAUGCCCAAAGUUGAUCAAUCAUUCGUUUUGGAUCGAAGAAAUCGGGUAAAUCAGCGGUUUUAUUGUCCUUGGAGCGCACUAGGCUGAAUAAAUGCGAUUUUUCGUGCCUCAGGCGGAGCGGCCUGGCCCCGGGAUCCUGGUCACAUUUGUUGAGUUAAAUUCUGCGCGGAAAUGGGCCAGCUCAGUCUUAGAGAAUAAUUUCCUUUAAAAUCAAAAUUUUCAACAAUUUUGAUUUUCAUUCUCGUUGAAUUUUAGUUAAAAAAAAAGAGCCAAAAACGGAAUUUAGUCAUAAGAAAGUUUGAGAUUUUUGGCCCCAAUUUUUCAAAUUUAAGUUUGCGCGCGCUUGGGCUUACCCAGGUUAAAGAAUAUUCUGAUCCUAACUCAAAAUGUUCAACAAUUUUUAUUUUUAUUCUCCUUGAAUCUUAGUUUCUGUUGAAUCUUAGUGGAAAAAGAGCCAAAAAAGGGAUUUUUGUCUUAAGAAAGUUUGAGCUUUUUGGGCCCGGGUCAGGUCGGGGCGGUUCGGGCUUAGAAAAUUCUCGGGAGUCUGACGGGCCGGCCCUCCCACAAGCCUCAUUUCAUUCAAAAUCUGCUUUGAAAGUGAUCACUACCGUUUUGACAACGAUUCCCGCUUAGUGGCCACUUUAGGGUUCUGAAGUAGUCCCAAAAACCCAAAAAAAUAAUACUGGAUGAAAAUACUAUAGUGGCCACUCAGACGCGAAAUUUUACCUUUUGUAGAGGUCGUUAUAGAGGCCACUUUAGUGUCCUAUCCGAAUAGUUUUUGAGGAACCUCUUAAGCGGCCACUUAAUUGUUUUUUCUCCAGGAAGCUUAAUUUUUUCCAAGGUUGAAAUAUUGAUUAUUGGAAGUGUUAACUGACACUUGAAGAAGGAUUUCCCCUUGUAUUUUCUUAGAGAAUUUGUUGAUUCAACUAAAAUUGACCUAGAAAUUCAGUUUCUAUCAUUUAUAGAUUAUUCAAGCUUUUUAUUAAUCUUUUUUUCCUGAGCUUUUUUUUCACUGCAACCUAUUUUUCCACCCGAAUAAUAGCUUUGGGGAAUUUUUUUAAAAUCAAUUAUUAGAUUUUCGGAAAUUAGAAAAAAAUAAAACAAUAAUUUCUACUUUUAAUCGUUUUACUAUCAUCGUGAACCGUGUCUUUCACUGCUACACUUAUCAAUUUCCGUCCUUUUUCAUUCUUCAUUUCAUUUUUCAUUUUCAUUCAUUUCAAGUGUUUAUUCGCCAUUCCGCAAUCAGCACGACAAAUACAAAAAAAAUAAAACAUCAAAACAAUCAAAUAGCUAUCUUAUAUAGACUGGAAUUAUCGUUUCAGCACUUGCUCAACGGUUGAGGCCAUGUAUGAUGUCUUCAUAAAAAUGAAUCCAAAAAUCUAUAACAAAAUAUGUCCCUAAUAAAGUCUUUCAUACCGAAAAGAAACCUCAGUGGAUUUUGAGACUUAAACGAAAAUGUGAGAGGGACUAUGUUUGAUACCGUAAACAAAACUCAGAAGAAAAUAAAGUGCGAUAUUCACUCUCGUAAAAAAAGUACACCCAGGCUCUGAAAUCUCAUUCGAUUUACUUAGAAAAUCUGGCACUAGGAGAAAAUAAAUCCACGAAAGCUUUCUGGCAAUACGUUCGCAAAAAAUCAACAAGUCCCAAUGAAAUACCAGACCUAAUUGUAGAAAAUGCAGUUAUUAAAGAUAGCAUGGAGAAAUCCAAUCAUUUCAAUAAAUUCUUUUCGACGGUAUUCACAGAUGAUAAUAGUUUGCCUUUCAACAUAGCUACUAAAACAAGCAGGAAUCUAAUGGACGUUGAUGUUGCACCUCAUGUGGUGUACGAGUGCCUUAGAAGGAUUAAAAACGUAAAUUCAGCAGGUCCUGAUGGUUUACCUAGUUCAAUUUGCAGAGGUCUAGCUAUAUCGAUAGCUCUCCCUUUAUCACUGAUAUACAGGAAAAGUUUAGAUUCGGGCAAGUUGCCUAGUUUUUGGAAAAAAACAAUCGUAGUUCCUAUAUACAAAAAAGGGGAUCCAAACGACGUAGGUAAUUAUAGACCAGUUAGUUUGACAUCAGUUCCGUGUAGAGUUUUAGAAUCUUUGAUGGUGAGAGCUUUGAGAAACCACAUGUGGCAAUCUUCGCUCAUCUCUGAUAGCCAGCAUGGAUUUUUAAAUCAUUUAAAUCAUAAAUCAUUUCUAAAAUGUUUUUUUUUCAAGUUUUGAAUUUUUCAGGUGGUGAAUGGAUACGGUAAUUUGAGAAUUACCCACAUCGACUUGCAAAAUCAAAAAUUGAGACGAUUGCAUGGGCUUUGCCCGGUCGAAGGGUGCGCCCGAAGCUGUCCCGUUUUUAGGGUCCAUCGCAACCCGAUGGGCAUUUUGGUGAGUUAGAAGGAUGGUAGGUUAGAAUUGAAGAAAAAAAAUUAGAAAAAAAUAAUUGGAAAAAGGAAAAAAAUUGAAGGAGAAAUGGUUAAGAAUGAUGAAAUUUAGGGCUUCUUAUGAUUUUUAAUGCGCUCUACGGAGAAUAUGCGAAUAGUUUUCAAAUAAUUAAGAUACGAAAAAUUCAGUUUUUUCAUCCGGCUUGUCAAAAGAAGAAGAAAAAUAAGGGAGUUAGGUGUGAAUUGAGGAAAAACCGGUUAAAAAUCCAGGUGAGAAUAAAUAUCCGUUUUAUGAUUUUGAAUGCGCUCCAAAGAGAAAAUAUUCGAAAUUUUAAAAUUAAAAUUUUGAAUUUUGAAUGAGUCUCCUACUUAGAAAAUUACUAAAAAAAACAGCACUUUUUUUAUAAAAAAUUUUUGAAAAAUGACUUUUUUUCGGACGAGUUUGAGGCUCUGAGGGGUCACUCAAGGGGUUUUCCUUAGUCUUAAGUGGUCACUUGUAGAUUCAUAACUUUUUUGUCAUUAGAUUGUGAGUCUUUUCCAAAGCGUUUUUGAGUAUACAUUGAUUUUUUAAAAAUUGUCAUGGAUGAAAUUUACCUUUCCGUUACUUUUAAAAUUUGAAUUUUGAUAAGGUAUAAUCUAGUUAAUUUCAAAGAUUUUAUCGAAAGGUUAGAUUUAAAAAUAAAUUUGAACUUACAGGUCAUUCGCAGAUGUCCCCGCUCGCACCGGACCGUUUGGAGGAGCUAUAAAUAA
This is a messenger RNA of Caenorhabditis auriculariae, 7757 nucleotides long. The record is from the annotation of a GenBank genome assembly. NCBI's taxonomy places the organism in Eukaryota, Metazoa, Nematoda, Chromadorea, Rhabditida, Rhabditidae.